Molecule: messenger RNA, 5528 nt
Organism: Humulus lupulus (European hop)
Lineage: Eukaryota; Viridiplantae; Streptophyta; Magnoliopsida; Rosales; Cannabaceae
Product: protein PARALOG OF AIPP2-like
Exons: 14
Coding region: 317-5164 (1615 amino acids)
Source: RefSeq, a predicted model, not a curated record
UUUUCAAAGGAACAUUUUCCGUUUCUUCCUUCGUUCUCUCUUUCAAGACCUCAUUCACUACUCUCUCUCUCUCCUCUCUCACUCGUUCUAUAUCUAUAUCUAUAUGUGUAUAUGUAUAUACGUAUCGGCAGAUGAAUGGAAUGGUGAAGAGAUUUCAACAGUUUUGAUUUUAUCAGAUCACAGAGAAACUCAGAGUGAAGAAGAAGAAGAAGAAGAAGAAGAGGAAAAACAACUAGUUUGCUUCCUUUAGAGACCUUUCUUUGUGAUUCGGUUCGUUUCUCUUUUGCUCCGCUCCGCUCCGAUCCUUCCGCCGAGGAUGCCGAACCCCAACGAGCGCCCACUCCAAGACCUCUACCACCACACCCAGAUGCUUUUGGAACCAAAGAUCACACCAGUCUUGAGAGGGAGUUAUCGCAUGCAAGGGCCUUCCGAUGACACUGAUCAUGAUACUCAGAGGAAUAUGGUUUCUUCUAUAUCUGAAAACGAAUGUAGUGAACAUUCCAUGAGCCAUAAAAUUCCUAUGAGAGGCGAGUCUGGGGCUUGUAACGUGUGUGCUGCUCCUUGUUCAUCGUGUAUGCAUUUUAAUCGAUCUCUAAUGGCUUCAAAAACUGAAGAAUUUUCUGAUGAAACUGGCCGUGUAAAUGUGGCUAGCCAGUACUCUGUGAAUGUGGGUGACACUUCGUCUUCCUUUAAGAAUAAGACAUGUGACAGUUUACAGCAAACAACCAGUGAAACAAGCAACCUAAUGAGUGUUAGUUCUAGUCAUGAUUCGUUAUCUGAAAAUGCUGACAGCAAAGCAGCCUUAAGAUCUUCUGAUAAUGCUUUUGACAUUGAGGUGCCUCCCUUGGUCUCUGCUGGAAUUAAUGGAGAGAUUAGAGUUUCCCCUAAACCAGUUCGUGCUUCAUGCACUCGAGAUUUCCCAAAUAAGUGUGAGGAUGCCAAAGUUGUAGAAGCUCACGAUGAUGACAUUUCAUGCGUUAGUAGAGCUAAUGACGCAUAUGUUGCAGUCAGUAAUAGUAGCAAGAAUGUAGACAGGAGAGCCCUGUCAUGUAGUUCAGCUUCAGUUAGUAGUUUAGGUUUAGAAGAAUCAAAAAAGAGACAGGAGACACCAUCUUCAAAAGAUGCAGAUGCUAGUAGUAGCUACCCUAAGGAUAAACUAUUUGAUUGCACUUCUGAACAAAUUGGUGCCUCAUCAAAAGAAGUGGCAGCUGUUGAUGGUGUAUCUUUUCAGAAAUCUCUUGCCCAUACUGAUAGCAUUAUAACAAUAUUACCGAAGAUGGAAGCGGAGAUCACUAAUGAUGUUCAGGAAUCAACCGACAAAACUUUGAAAUGUGCAGCUCAAGGCGAGCAAGAUGAGAAGUCAAGUGAAUUUGAUGUGCGGGAGCCUCCUUUGCAAACCAAAUCUGAUGAUAGUGAUGAAUCUGACAUUGUGGAGCAUGAUGUCAAAGUAUGUGAUAUUUGUGGGGAUGCUGGCCGUGAAGAUAUGCUAGCUAUAUGUAGCAGGUGUAGUGAUGGCGCAGAACACACCUAUUGCAUGCGAAAAAUGCUGAGGAAGGUUCCUGGAAGUAAUUGGAUGUGUGAAGAAUGCAAGUUUGCUGAAGAAAUCAAUAGCCAAAAGCAAGAAGUGGAGGGAAAAAGAAUGAGUAAAGCCAGUUCUAGUGCACAAGUUCCUUCCAAGAGACUUGUAGAAAAUCUAGAAGCAGCCCCUGCUGCAAAAAGGCAGGCUCUUGAGACAAGUUUAGGAUCACCAAAGUCGUCCAGCCCUAACAGAGUGGCAUCGUUAUCACGCGAGUCUUCAUUCAAGAACUUAGAUAGGGAGAGAUCAAGGCCUGUACAACCGGCAUCUUCAGGCAAGCAAUCUGAAAUGCUGGAAGUAUCACGCCCUCCUGCAGCUGGUCAUCGCAUUCAAAAGGGAACACUGUUAAAGUCAAAAUCGUUUAGCAUCACAAAUUCCAAACCAAAAGUUAGACUUGUAGAUGAAGUUGUUCCUGAAAAGCUAAAGGGAAGUAAAGAGCACAUAUCUCUUGAUACGAAGGAGAGGCCUGGAAGACUGAUAAGCAAAUCAAUGUCAUUUAAAUCUACUAACAUGGGCCGCUCAAGUGCCGCUGAUUCGAAAGUAAAAAUGCUUUCACCUAGGUUUGUUCCCCCUGUUGAUCUAAAAGGAUCAAAACAAGUAAGAGAGCGGCCUGCAUUUGAGAGAAAACAUUUGUCCAGACUAGAUCGCCCCCCAGUUAGCUCAACAACUAGCUCUACUCCUUCAACGCCUAAGUCUGACCAAGCAUCUCGUGUUGAAUCCAGUUUGCUUUCUUUUGCAAGUAAUAAUCGAGAUUCAAAGGUUCAUUCCGAAGGAAAAUCAAGCACAUCAAAAUUAACGGGUAACCUAGCUCGUAAACCUGUAGAGACCCCCGUUUCAUCAGUUGGAGUUUCUUCUGCUAGUGGAGUUAGUAACUCUGGCGCUGAAGCAAAGUCGAAUCAUAUUACCCUCAAAGAUGAAGCCUUAUCAACUUGUUCAUUAACUUCUGAUAAACCAUCUAACAAUGUUGAUGGAAUUAUGGAAGAUGGGUUAACUCGAUCACAGGAUGUAACACAACAGACAGAGAAACUAAAGGAGAGCUCUGCUGUUCGCCCAAGGAUGACUGUUUCAACUAGUUCUAAAAGUACCUUCUGUCAAAAAUGUAAAGAAAUCGGUCAUUCUGCAGAGUUUUGCACGGCUGGAAGCUCACAGGCUUCUGGUAUUGAUUCUUCUGGUGCUAGAAGUUCUAGGGAGGAGACACACAAGGGCAGUAAAUUGAAAGAUGCAAUUCAAGCUGCUUUGCUUAGAAAGCCUGAAAUACACAGAAGGAAAAGAGUUGAUCAAGUUGAUGAGCUUUUGACACCAAACACAGACUUGAAUUCAGAGAUAGCCUGUCAAGACCAAACUAUAGCUCUAAAUAAGCCGAAAAAUAUUAUUCCUCCUGAAGGAACACAUGAAAUGCGGCAAGCAGUUCUAGGGAGUAGCACCUCCGAGUCUAUGCAUACAACUGUCAGCAAGAUGAUGUCUCCUACUGUGCCAGCAACAGAUUCUAAGCUCUCUUGUAAAGUAGAGGACUCAGAGGUAGUUGUCCCCACUGUCGUAAAACCUAUGGCGAAGGAUUUUAUUAAUCAUGCACAGGCAACAUCGCCUCAACUUCUGAAGAUGCCAACCAUUCCAGAAUAUGAAUACAUCUGGCAGGGGUGUUUUGAGAUCCAUAGAAGUGGUAGCUCUCUUGAUUUAUGUGGUGGAAUCCAAGCACAUCUAUCAACGUGUGCAUCCCCCAGGGUGCUUGAAGUAGCAGGCAAAUUUCCACAGAAACUCUUACUGAGUGAAGUUCCUCGCUUGAGUGCAUGGCCAACACAGUUUAAUGAUGGCGGUGCUAAAGAUGAUAAUAUUGCUCUUUACUUUUUUGCCAAAGAUCUUGAGAGCUACGAGAAAAGUUACAAGGGUUUGUUGGAUGGUAUGAUCAAGAAUGAUUUAGCUCUUAAAGGGAAUCUUGAGGGUGUUGAAAUUUUAAUAUUCCCCUCCAAUCAGCUCCCAGAGAAUUCACAGCGUUGGAAUAUGUUAUUCUUCUUAUGGGGUGUGUUCAGGGCAAGGAAGGUGCAUUCUGCUGAUUCAUCCAAGUUCCUUCUCCCCAGUUCUAGUAUGAUGUCAGUGGACAAAUAUGAACCUAACGCUGUCGUGACAGUGUCGGAUGCACUCUGUUUACCCAAGUGUAUAGAAGAUGAAUCUCCUGCACGUGACAGAUCUUGUAGUCCAGUCUUAGCUUCUAGUGCAAGUGAUCAGGCAUGUGCUGGAAUUAGUGGAGAUAGCAAUGACCAAAAAGUUUCUGAUCAGGCAUGUGCUGGAAUUAGUGGAGAUUGCAGUGACCAAAAAGUUUCUGAACCAUUGUGUUCAGGGUUAAAAGCUAACUCAAUUGUGCAAGAUAGUAUAGUUGACGAAAAAUGCACCGGCAAUGUGACCGCCCCGAGUGGAAAUGGAAAGGGAGAAAUUAGUCCUCCAGAGAACAGGCCGGACACAGAGACGAAACCUUCUGCAGUUGUCGCCGGAGUAAACAGCUGUAGCAUAGGCGAGGAACCGCAACUGCAUUGCGAUACCUCUGUUGAUACCAAGGACUACUCAUCUUCAAGAUCAAAGAUUCUUCCAUCUUUAAAUGACGAUGUAGAACUUUCGGAAAUGGAUUGCGAGGAAAAGUUUUUAGAUGGGAGAGUUGGGGCCACUGCAAGUAUUGUUGACGAUUCUAGGGCUCAGUAUAAACCUGAGAUUAAAUUGAAGGGAGAAGAUGAUGGGUAUGUGAAUAAAAAAGUAGCGUUAGGAACGGAUUUGAACAGCAUAAUAGAUGUCGAGUGUUCAUCGGACAGCAUAGGAGUCGAGUGUUCGUCUAUGGAAAGGAAACGACCUCACAUAGAUCUCUCAGAUAGGGCACCUCCAGCUUCGAACGUUGCAAGUCCGAACAUUCAUUGGAAUGGAGUUAAUAAUCUGCUGGGAGAUGAAGAAAUUUUUGGGAAGAGGCGAAGAACCGUUCCAAGCGACGUGUUUGGAUGUGGUAUUCAUAAUUGUAAAGAUUCUCUUGGAGGCGGCGGUGGUAGUAUCGCAUCGAAUCCGAAGAUGAUUCCCUAUUUGUUGGUAACAGAGAAGAGAUGUGUCGAAGCUUGUGAUGAGAAAGUUAUUCCAGAGGACUUAGGAACUACCGAGAGGCGCUUCUUCCCCGUGGAUCCACGUCAGGGGAACAGCAGCUCCGAGGGUUGGAAGAAUAUAACAUCAUUGGGUGGUGGUGGCGGUGGCGGUGUAAACGACGAUCACCGGCUUCACGAUGGAUUUCCAAAUCUGGAGCUUGCGCUGGGAGCAGAGACAAAGCCACCGCCGCAAAGUAAGGCUAUGCCGUUCUUUGUUGGUUUGGCGGACAAGAAAAACAAGCAGGAUAAGCCUCCAGAUAAAGCCGCAGAGGUUAUAGAUGAGGAGGACGAUGAUUCUUCUUCCCUUUCGUUGUCUCUCUCGUUCCCGUUCCCGGAUAAAGAGGAAGCUGUACCAGUGAAGGCAGCAGCGAAAUCGGAGCAGCAGCUACGGCCGCCGCCGGAAAGGCACCAUCAUCACCCUCAUCAUCCUGUGAAUACCUCACUGCUCCUGUUUAGGGGUUUCACAGAAAAAUAGAAUGUACAUUAUUAUUAUUAUAAUUAUUAUAAUAAUACUCAAGUUCACUCCACUUCACAGGGCCUUCGUCUCUGGGGGGCGUUCUAGGAAUCUGUUCAUAUCCCAUACACAACAAGUUACUAAUAAUUUUUCUUUUACCUCUCAGUCAGUCAACUUUGGUUUCUUUCUCUUUCUCUUUCUCUCUCUCUUUUUAUUAUUUGUAGUGUUUUUUUUUUUUUUGGGUGGGUUGUAGGGGGGAAAAGGUUGAUCAUAUCUUGGAUUUUGACUGUUUUUGUAUAUAAAGAGAAUGAUAACCGCCGCCGGCAUAAUUUGGAGACAAUAGGAAAUGAAAUGGCAAAAAUGGACAUCUUGUUCUUUGAGGACU